Messenger RNA from Scleropages formosus (Asian bonytongue), 3237 nucleotides. It is a transcript of the gene mars1, whose product is annotated as methionyl-tRNA synthetase 1. Gene Ontology annotation, cellular component: aminoacyl-tRNA synthetase multienzyme complex; cytosol. Gene Ontology annotation, molecular function: methionine-tRNA ligase activity; ATP binding. Gene Ontology annotation, biological process: methionyl-tRNA aminoacylation. The transcript is spliced from 21 exons. Lineage: Eukaryota; Metazoa; Chordata; Actinopteri; Osteoglossiformes; Osteoglossidae. The record is from RefSeq and is a predicted model, not a curated record. The coding region runs from base 105 to 2846 and encodes 913 amino acids.
GUUGCAUCAGACGCACAGUGUUCCUAGGUUUUACCGGCGAAGUUGCACGUUGAAACAGCCACAACCUUACACUUUUAUUCAGCGGGCUGUGCUGGAAGCGAAAAAUGAGCGAAAUGAAGCUUUUUGUUAGCGAUGGUAAUCCACAUUGUCUGAAAGUGCUGGCAGUAGCGGAGCUGACUGGAGUGAAGUGUGACAUCUGUCACGCCAGCGAUGACGAACGACUGGUACCCUUUUUGAGCCACCCGGUGCGACCGGUCCUGCUGCUGCCGUGCGGACAACACCUUUUCAAAGCCAAUCCCAUCUGCCUGUACUUUUUAGAAGUUAGCGGACGGGACGUCUGCGAUCUGACUAGUCAGUGGCUGGAAUGGGAGGCAGCAGAACUUCAGCCUGCCCUGAUGCAGGCCCUUUACCAGUGUGUACUGCUGGGGAAGAUGACGGAGGCUGCAAACACCCUCGAAGGACAUCUCACCUACAUGGAGCAACGCCUGAGCAAAGGAGCCACUCCGUUCCUCGCUGCAGAGGAGGCAACAGUGGUAGACAUUGUUCUGUGGGCGGCACUCUAUCCUUUAUUGUCCAACUCCAGCUUCCUGCCAGACAAGCUGCAGUGUGUGGCCAGGUGGUUCGAGCAGGUGAAUGCGCUCCCCGUAUGUCAGACCGUGGCCCAGCGUGUGCAGCAGCAAAAGAGCCUGGAGUCGCUCAAGCGCUUCUUGCAGAAGCAGCCGCUGCCCCCCGCCCGAUGCCGAAACGCUCCGCUGUGCAACCGGGCCGAGGAGGAGGAUGCUGAGCGUGAGAUGACUGAUGAGGAGAUUCAGGCGGCCGGCGCCACUUGGAGCCGUGGCUUGGCAGACCGCCCCACCCCUGCAGAGAGACGGCAUCCCAUUCUGCCGCAGGAGGGAAAGCGGAACGUCCUCAUCACCAGCGCGCUGCCUUACGUCAACAACGUCCCGCACCUGGGCAACAUCAUCGGCUGCGUACUCAGCGCGGACGUUUUCGCCAGGUACGGGCGGCUACGAGGCUGGAACGCGCUGUUCGUCUGCGGCACGGACGAGUACGGCACGGCCACGGAGAACAAGGCGCGGGAGGAAGGCCUGUCGCCGCAGGAGAUCUGCGACAAGUACCACGCUGUACACGCCAGCAUUUACAAGUGGUUCCAGAUCGACUUUGAUCACUUCGGUCGCACCACGACCGAGAAGCAGACGGAGAUAGCGCAGGAUAUCUUCUGGCGGCUCUACGACAGAGGCUUUCUCAUCCCAGACACGGUGGAUCAGCUGCAUUGCGAGAACUGCCAGCGUUUCCUGGCCGAUCGCUUCGUGGAGGGCAUCUGUCCCAACUGCCGCUACCCUGAGGCCCGCGGGGACCAGUGUGACAAGUGCGGCCGCCUCAUCAACGCCGUGGAACUCAAGGACCCCCAGUGUAAGGUGUGCAAGAGGACGCCUGUUGUUCGCUCCUCCGCUCACUUGUUCCUAGACCUGCCCAAGUUAGAGUCCCAGUUGGAGCAGUGGCUGGAGCAGUCUAUGAGCACGGGGAACUGGACCAGCAACGCACGACACAUCACACGCUCUUGGCUACGGGACGGCCUCAAACCGCGCUGCAUCACCAGGGACCUUCGGUGGGGGACGCCCGUGCCGCACCCCGACUUCUCGGGCAAGGUGUUCUACGUUUGGUUUGACGCUCCCAUCGGCUACCUUUCCAUCACUGCCAGCUACACUGAUGAAUGGGAGAAGUGGUGGAAGAAUCCAGAAAAGGUGGAGCUCUACAACUUCAUGGCCAAAGACAACGUUCCCUUCCACAGCGUGGUGUUCCCCUGCUCGCUGCUUGGUGCCCAGGAUAACUACACACUUGUCAGCAACCUCAUUGCCACAGAAUACCUGAACUACGAGGAUACGAAGUUCUCCAAAAGCCGGGGUGUGGGUGUGUUCGGGGACAUGGCCAAAGACACGGACAUCCCUUCCGAUGUGUGGCGCUUUUACCUGCUUUAUCUGCGGCCUGAGGGCCAGGACUCUGCCUUCUCCUGGGCCGACAUGGCGCUGAAGAACAACUCCGAGCUGCUCAACAACCUGGGCAACUUCAUCAACAGGGCGGGAAUGUUUGCGAGUAAGUUCUUCGAGGGGCGCGUACCCCAGAUGGAGCUGCAGCAGGAGGACAAGCGGCUGCUGGCACAGGUGGGCUUCGAGCUGCGGCAGUACAUUCAGCUGCUCGACCGGGUCAGAAUACGUGAUGCUCUUAAGUGCAUCCUGAACAUUUCUCGCCAUGGUAACCAGUAUAUUCAAGUGAAUGAACCCUGGAAGAAGAUCAAAGGAGGGGAUGAAGACAGGCUACGAGCAGGUACUGUGACGGGCGUGUCUGUGAACGUGGCCUGUCUGCUGUCCGCAAUGCUGCGGCCGUACAUGCCGGCUGUGAGCGCGACCAUCCGCGAGCAGUUGUGCGCUCCGGCCAACUGUGCGGACGCCAUGUUUCAGGGCGCCGGCAGUUUCGUCUGCACGCUGCCUGCCGGACAUCGCAUCGGCACGAUCAGUCCGUUGUUCCAGAAACUGGAAGCCGAGCAGAUUGAGAGUCUUAAGCGGCGGUUCGGUGGUCAGCAGAUACAAUCUGCUGCACCUGCAGCCGCCACCGUUCCCGCUUCACCUUCCGCUACUAUCGAGACCUCUGCCAAUCCUGAAAGGGCAAAGCAGCUGCUACAGGAAGUGGCAGAGCAGGGUGACAGAGUGCGCGCUCUUAAGGCCCAAAAAGCAGAGAAGACCCUGAUUACUGCGGAGGUUGCGAAACUGCUCCAGCUGAAGAAGCAGCUGGCGGCAGCAGAGGGCAAGAACCCUGAACCAUCCCCACAGAAAGGCAAGAAGAAAUGAUAGACUGAGGCCGUGGAAGACAUGAAGGAAGGAACACGAAAAGGCAGCUCCAAGCACAAGUAGGAAGUAAGAGAAAUGGAGGGAAGAAGGAAGCAGAAUGUGCACCAAUUGGGUUUCCAGAAUCAGUGUGGACAUGUUGAAACAGCCAGACAGAUGUUAAAGCAGCUGGGUGGAACUGAUACACAUGGCUUUUUGGAGCCUGCAUUUUAGGUCUUUGUACCAAAAGCAGUUGAUUGCACAAAUAUGUAAAUUAAUCAAGGGAGAGACCAAUACACCAAAUGUUUUCUACAUUCAUCAACUCUUGUAUAAAUUUAUAAUUGGUCUUCUGUCAUCUUUGCUGUCAACACAGUACCACUGUUUUUUUGCACAAUGAAAAUAAAUUGAAGUUGUC